Annulohypoxylon maeteangense is the source of this 1155-nucleotide messenger RNA. RefSeq names its product serine hydrolase-domain-containing protein. The record is from RefSeq and is a predicted model, not a curated record. Bases 86 to 1030 code for a protein of 314 amino acids. NCBI's taxonomy places the organism in Eukaryota, Fungi, Ascomycota, Sordariomycetes, Xylariales, Hypoxylaceae. The transcript has a single exon. Gene Ontology annotation, cellular component: nucleus; cytoplasm.
CUCAUCCCACUCACACAUUCUCUUGUAACCAUCGUACCCCAACAAAAACUAGAAGCCCAUAAAUGAGGUUAUAAACCUCCCAUACAUGAACCCCUUCAUCCCCCUCAUCCCACGCACCAUCCAGCGCACCCUACCACCAAACCCACCACCCCGCCAUCUCCUCCAGACCAUCACCACGAUGUCCACAUCCACAACCACAACCACAACCACACCCCCCACCGGGACCGCCCCCAAAACCCUCCCAAAAUCCCAAAUCCCCAAAGGCAAAACCGAGCUAAAGAUCCUCAUGCUACACGGGUACACCCAAUCCGGGCCGCUCUUCAGCUCCAAAACCAAAGCGCUCUCCAAACUCCUCACCAAAGCCCUCUCACCCGCCCCCUACAACCUGCACCCGACGCUAAUCUACCCCACGGGACCAUUCCGUCUGCGUCCCUCCGACAUACCCGGCUACAUCCCCUCGGACUCGGUCGACGAGGACGAGGGAGACAACUGGGCUUGGUUCCAGAGCAUAGCGACGGGGGCGUACCAGGGGUUCGCGAGCGGGAUGCGCAGCAUAGCGACUGCGAUCGCGGACGCCGGGGGCGUGGACGGCGUGUGUGGGUUCAGCCAGGGGGGCGCGGUGGCGGCGCUAGUGGCUUCGGCGUUGGAGACGCCGUAUCGGGAACCUUCUGGUACUAUCGCUCCAGACGGCGAUUUCGAGACAUCGUGGGUCCCGCUUCUGCGCGCCGCGAACAACAACGCGCCGCUGAAGUUCUGCGUCGUCUAUAGUGGGUUCUACGCGCCGCCGCCGGAGUUGCAGUGGCUAUACACGCCGCCGAUCACCACGCCAACGCUGCAUUUUCUAGGGUCGCUGGACACUGUGGUGGAGGAGAGCCGGAGCCAGGCGCUUGUGGAGCGGUGCGUGGACCCGACGAUUAGGGUGCAUCCCGGGGGUCACUAUGUGCCUGUAGCGAAGGAGUGGGCGCUUUGUUUGGCGGGAUGGUUGAGGGAGCGGUAUCAGGAACCUAGUGCUACGAAAGAGGUCCUAUAAUGUGCCUAGGUGAAGAACGUACAGGUAGGAAUAGGGGUUCAAGUGGGGAUAGAUAUAGAGAAGGUAUACACGGAGAUUAUACGCGAAGAGCUAGAGUUAGACCUAGAAAUAUACCAUAUGAGUAU